This is a messenger RNA of Mesorhabditis spiculigera, 423 nucleotides long. The record is from the annotation of a GenBank genome assembly. NCBI's taxonomy places the organism in Eukaryota, Metazoa, Nematoda, Chromadorea, Rhabditida, Rhabditidae.
AUGUCGUCGAGCGUCAAGGUGCUGCAGAACCUCUUCGACAACUACCAGAAGACGACGCCGCAAAAGCUGAAGAUCGUCGACGCCUACAUGUUCUACAUCCUGCUCACCGGCAUCUUUCAGUUCAUCUACUGUGUGCUCGUCGGCACGUUCCCGUUCAACGCCUUCCUCUCCGGCUUCAUCUCCACGGUCGCCUCGUUCGUGCUGGCUGCCUGUCUCCGAAUCCAGGUGAACGAGGAGAACAAGGAGGAUUGGCGCACUUAUGGGACCUACGGGGCGACGGCCUUCCUCCUCGCCGUCUACAUCUGUGACUGGAAGGCGGUUGGACAGUACAUCCCCCUCUGGAACAAGCGAUACAUUUCCGAUGGCCUGAAGCAGUGCAACGACUCGUUCUUCGUCAGCGUGCCCCAGCCCCCCGCCGAGAAG